Prosopis cineraria is the source of this 1263-nucleotide messenger RNA. RefSeq names its product WUSCHEL-related homeobox 9-like. The transcript has 4 exons. The record is from RefSeq and is a predicted model, not a curated record. Lineage: Eukaryota; Viridiplantae; Streptophyta; Magnoliopsida; Fabales; Fabaceae. Gene Ontology annotation, molecular function: DNA-binding transcription factor activity; DNA binding. Gene Ontology annotation, biological process: regulation of developmental process. Bases 49 to 1140 code for a protein of 363 amino acids.
UUUGGGUUAAAUAUUCAGACCUCAGUUCGGUGAUCGUCUUCAACAAUCAUGGCUUCUUCUAAUAACUCUAACAGACACUGGCCAAGCAUGUUCAAGUCCAAGCCUUGCAACUCCCUCCACCACCAUCAAUGGAAGCACGACAGCUUCAAAUCCUCCUCUUUAAUCUCACCUUCAAGCUGCCACAGAACCACUUACACAUCAGUAGGAGUUGAAGAGGAGAGGAGUGCAGAGCCAAAGCCGAGAUGGAACCCAAAACCAGAGCAGAUUCGUAUACUGGAAGCCAUCUUCAACUCAGGGAUGGUGAACCCUCCAAGAGAUGAGAUUAGGAAGAUCAGAGCCCAACUUCAAGAGUAUGGCCAAGUCGGUGAUGCCAAUGUCUUCUACUGGUUCCAGAACCGUAAAUCCAGAUCCAAGCACAAGCUUCGUCACCUCCAAAACCAAAACUUUUCUGAUAACGCCCAUCAAACCCAAAACCUUUCCAAUCCCUCUGAUCCCAAGGAAAUCAUAAUACCAUCCACAAAGGGAUUAGUGUCUAAUAAUAUCAAUUCCUUCUCUAACGUCCCUUCAGAUGUUGUAGUUCCCAUUUCUUCUGAUCCGCCCCAGCCUUUCUUCUUUCCUUUGCAGCUGCAGAGUGGAGGAGUUCUGGCUAAUGCUAUUCCUGUUCCUAAUACUACACAAGGGUUUUGCCUUUCUGAACUAUCAGGUGUGGCUCAACCUGAAGGUCCUCGUGAUCAUGCUCAGCAAAUCAAUGUUGGGUCUUGCACUAGUCUUCUGCUGAACGAAAUCAUGAUCCAUUCACCUUCCAAGACUGACCAAGAGAAGGUUAUGCAAAUCCCACAACACCUUCCGGCCACUCACACUACUGUCCCAACACCCAUCUCGCAGAUUCAAGGGACGGAAGAGGGCCCACCUGGAGGUACGAUGAAAUCCACGGUGUUCAUUAACGACGUCGCAUUUGAAGUGGGUAUGGGACCCCUCAACUUGCGGGAGGCCUUCGGCGAUGAUGCCGUGCUCAUCCACGCCUCCGGUCAGCCGGUGCUAGUCGACGAAUGGGGCAUCACUGUCCAGCCUCUCCAGCACGGCGCAUUUUAUUAUCUGAUUUGGAAGGAAGAAAUAUUUGGAGGAGAAAAUGGGAUUUAAUUAGAUGUGGUGUUCUCUCUCUUCCUGUCCUAUAUGAACUGUGUUCGAUCUCGAUCUUUUUGUACGUACGUGUCCCUGUGUGUUAGGGUUUGAGACUUUGAGUUGCUCUAUGGGGAUGACAAU